Molecule: messenger RNA, 4799 nt
Organism: Osmia bicornis bicornis
Lineage: Eukaryota; Metazoa; Arthropoda; Insecta; Hymenoptera; Megachilidae
Product: protein glass-like
Exons: 7
Coding region: 1087-2613 (508 amino acids)
Cellular component (GO): nucleus
Source: RefSeq, a predicted model, not a curated record
AUUAAUAAUUUAUGGAGAAUUAUUACAUGUCCCAUGACAAAAUCAAACUUUUCAAUUAAUAAAAUAUUACUACAAGCAACUGUGUUAAAUUUUACAAAUAUUCACCCACUGACACUAUACUUGAAAGCAAUCCUAUGAAUACUAUUUUCCACCCUCAAAGACACAAAGCACAAAUCAAGCAAACAGGCAUAAUUGAAAAGUCCUGCAAAUCUCCUUAACUUAAAAACACCUAGCCGAGCGUUGGAUGGAGGAAAGGUUAACGUGCGAGGGUAGGGGUACACACGUGGAAGAAGAGGAUGGUACGCACGUGGAACGAAGGCAGCCGAGGGAGAGGAGAAAAAAAAAAGAGUACGAAGAAAAAGGCCGGCCCAUGGUGGAGUGGGGUCGGAUGGUACGUAGUCAGUGAGUAAGGGGUGAGAGUGGGUGAUAGUAGGUGGUAGAUCUCUAGUUAGCCAAGACACAUUGACAAGGCAUCGUGCCAGCAUGGCAGCAGCAUGCUGUGCUGUGUCCGAGGACUUCUUCUUCUUUUUGUCACCUCAAGAUUGACAUUCGUACUUCAUCAUUCUCAGACUGGACUCUGCUGGUGAACUUUUGCUUCAGUGAACCAUUCCUUGGAUUUUUCUUAUUUCUCUUCGGUGUUCCUUUGUGAAGAACAGUGUUCAAGGUGCAAUUAUGUCUUCAAGGUGCUUCAAAGUCAGACUGAAACCAGUGUUGUGAGAAGAAGAAUACUUCAGAGAUGACUGAGAAGAGAAUCAAGGAUCUGUACAAGAAUAGGAAGAAAUAAAACAGUGCUGAUGAUAUUGUAUGAUAGUUGAAGUUCUAGUGUUGAUUGAACAUUGAUGAUGAUGACUUUCCUGUGAAUGAUUGUGGAAGUUUGGUAAUCUUCUUCAACUGGAUCAUUUUAACAUUGCUGGAUGUUAUAAUUCUUGUUUUCAAGUGACCAAAAGUAGUUUGUUCAGGGUGCAUCUUUGUGGAAUGAUAUGUUUUAGAACGGUGGGACUAAUUCUUGGAUAGAUGAUCAUUUUCAGUCAUUGAAGAUGGAGAACCGAAUCACGUGGGAAGAUGCACAUGGUUUUCAGGCUAUGAAUGAAAGUAUCUGGCAGAUUUUCUGCAGAAGCCUUUAGAGGAAACCGGCAGGUCUUCCAAGCCAUAAAGGGCGACCAGAGGGGCUGGACCACAUCUCUACAGAGAGGAGGCAAUCCAUCCGUGUAUUUUGUCGAGAGGCGGGGAAAGGGGGUGUCUCUAAGGGCGGCUGCGACCAGAAAUUUCGCAGAGAUGGAGUUUCUGCAGAAUCAUCACACGGUGAACACCUCCGAACCGCCGUACACCCUCGGCACAGGUUCGGUGGGAAGCAUCGAGGCCACCAUACCUUCCGGCCUUUGUACCGGGCCUCUUGGAGUGUUAUCCAACGAAGACACCCUAACAGAUAAUCAAAACGAAGAAACUCUGGGUGCUCUGCAGGGCACCCUUCGUCUGCAGGAUCUGCAGAACUCGCCGGAGGAUAUCGGUGCCGAUCAAACACAACAGAUCCAAAAUUCGGGACAAAAUCAAGUGGUCAGCGAGUUUGGGGCCAGUUUCUGGGUGGACGACAUGGCUGGCUUUCCAUUGCCACCCUUGGAUUUGGACCCUUUACCUCCUGGCCUCUUCAGUCCCUGCUCUGGAACCUACAAUUGGGGUUGCACCAGAGGCGAAUGCGCCCCGAGGACGGGGAACGGUAACGGAGAAGGUGUCGCGGAUGUUUUACUAUCCUUGAAACAUGCGGUGGUUCAUCCCGGAAGUCCUACAGGCGGAUAUUAUUCCACCGGAGGAUCGGGUCAUCAUUACUCGCAGGAUUACACGCAAAAUCUUGGUCCACCUGUACCACCCACCCACUACACCUCCACCCCAGCCAUGUCCGUGAACGUUUCCAUGAACAUGACGAUGAAUAUGAACAUGCAUUCGGGGUACGAGCAGAGCUAUUCGUCGGCCUGGGGCGUGGAACCCCUUUUAAGUCCCGCCCAGCAGUAUAAUCCCGUAGAGCAGCAGACGAGGGUGAAUCAACCCCCGGCCAAUAGCCUGAUCGGCACCAGCACCCAUCCUCAUUCUCAUCCCCCGACGCACGGCCAUUCCAGGCUACAGCUGUCGAGUGAGCAUGCGCUAUGCAUAACCGCCUCCGGAAACCCGGUCACACCCGAUGACAAUGGCAGACCUAACCUCUGUAGAAUAUGCGGCAAAUCGUACGCCAGACCCAGCACCCUCAAAACGCACCUCAGAACGCACUCUGGGGAGAAACCGUUUAGGUGUCAUGCGUGCUCGAAGGCAUUUAGUCAAGCAGCUAAUUUAACCGCCCACGCGAGGACUCAUUCUGGGGAAAAACCGUUUCGAUGUCCCGUAUGCGAUCGAAGAUUUUCACAAAGCAGUUCGGUAACCACACAUAUGAGAACGCAUUCAGGGGAACGUCCAUAUAGAUGUCGAUUCUGCAAAAAAGCAUUCUCGGACAGUUCCACCUUAACGAAACAUCUUCGUAUUCACUCCGGUGAGAAACCGUACCAAUGCAAGCUGUGUCUAUUAAGGUUCAGUCAAAGCGGUAACCUUAACAGGCAUAUGAGAGUCCACGGUGGCUCUCUAACGUGACACAGCUCAAUAUCGAUUAUCGAUAACAAUCGCGUUUUACCGCGAUGCUGUCGAAUACCUGUGAUUCAACUUGGUUCGAGCUUACCUGAGUAAAUGUAAAAAAAUAAACUAAUUGCGACGGUCGAUACUCCUAGAACAGGGUGUUCUGCCUCCUGACUGAUUCAAAUACGCGGAAACGAAACACACGCUUUGUUAUUCAAGGGCUUAACGACGUUUGGAUAUUUUUUUAAAACGAUACACAAGACAAGUAAUAAUCACAAUAUGUGUUUGUAUUUGGCAUUAGGAACUCGUCGAGAAUUCAUUAUAGUUAUCAUCUUCUUGAAUCGGAACAGCGAAUCGAAGGAAAAUUAGAAAACGAAUAUAUGAAACGCCAUUUAAUAUAUAUAUAUAUAUAUAUAUCUUAAAAAAUGAAUUCUGCCCUCGCAAAUAUUUCUCCUGAUCAUUUUCGUUCAUCUGUGCGUUUACGAGAAUCGUUACAAACGGGUCAGGAUAGGUUAAGAAACAGGGUAUCGCAUAUGUAGACCUAACAGCAUCCACCACAGCACCGUUGAUUAUUGUACAAAUAUUGUAUUUAUUAUAAUUAUUAUUAAUUAUAAUAUUAAUGUUGCUGUUUUCACCACCUUCAAUUUUUCAUUAUGUGGCUUUUUCUUUGUCAGUUUGCUUUCUUUUGUAAUUGUAAAAUGAAGGUGUUUUGGCGCCAUUUAAAAAAAAAAACGAUCUCUCUCUUUCUAUAUAUAUAAUAUAUAUAUAUAAUAUUCAUAUGAGAACAACUGAUUAAAAACGGAUGAAUGAAUAUGUGAGUUUCUGGUUGUUUCUUUUUUUCUUUUUUUUUUAGUUUUCUUGUAAUCCCACAGCAUCAGGACCCACAUAUUUUUCUCAUAGGAAGAAGGGAGGAAAAGGAGGUUUCAUGUUUUACUGGCUAGUUGGUAAUCGAAGUGGGGUAGUAGAUACUAGUUCAUGAAUCCUCAUAUUAAUUUGCCUCUCUUCACAAUUACAACUAUAUAUAUAAGAACAACUCUCUUGUCCUCUUCGUAGAAUAGUGUCUCCUCUUCAUUCGUCAAAAUUCUCUCGCUCGCUCUCGUUCUCUCUUUAUAAUAUAAUAAUGUAUUUAUAAGUAAUAAUAUUUCUUGACAAAAAGAAAAAGAACGUAUGUAUAAUGUUUCUACGUUAUGUACCCAGUGUACAGCUGCUAGCGAAGACGAGUUGGCCUCCUCUUGUUACCUCUCUAUAUCGGAAGUCUUCUAAAUAAGCAUGCAGCUUCGUGGACCAUCUCGUCCCGCUUCAGACAUACCCUUGUCGUGUAAAUUGUGUACGGUCACGUGCAACUUAGGCUUCUUUUAAUUAAAGAAAAGCGAAGAGGGGAAAAAUGUCCCGCCACUCGCCUUUGUUCUUUGUGUGCGAGGAUAGGAGGUUAUAGGUUAGGCUGCGACUACAGUGAAAACAUUCUCUAACAAAUAAUGAAAUAAACAAAUUCUUAAGAGAUUGGUUACAUUGUAUACAUUCCGAAGAAUAUUACAAAUCUAUUCGUCAGAAGAUUAGUGCGUUAGAAAAUGUUUUCACUGUAACUGUAGUCUUAGGCUCUCCCUAGGGAAUUUCUUGACUUCCCUAAGACCUAAGGCUAGUGGUGGGGGGUUCUCCCUCUACACUUAUUCUUAAUCAUAGGAGGUCUACGUUGCACCGAGGUGUACGUAGCGUAUUUCUAUUUAAAAAUGUAUAAUGUCAUCUCUGUCACGCUGUGUACGUAUUUUGUGAUGCUUUGUUUUAUUUCUUCUUUGAAAUCUUUCUCUCUCUCUCGCUCUCGCUCUUUCUCGCUCGCUCCUACACAUCGUGUGUCUCGUAGUAUUAUCGAUCAAGUGUUGCUUAGAUCAGUUGGAAUGGUUUUUUUUUCAUCCGCUUUGAAAGCUUCGAAGCAAAAGCUCGUAUGAAUGAAUGUAUGUACGUGUAUACGUGUGUAAUGUGUAUGCGUGUAUCCCAGAGGCAUCGAUGAAUACCAAACGUUUCAGUCUAUUUUUUUUCUUUCGAACGUGUUUUUUUUAAAUAUAACAAAAAAAAAAAGGAAAAGAAAACACUUUAUCUGGCAUAUAUCGACCGCUGAGAACAAAAAAAUUAAUUAUCUAUACAUAUCACUUUUUCUUUUCUUUCUUUCCCGCAAUUUGCGUGUCUCUUAAAAAACACACGAGGUUCGA